AUGAAUAUCGUUGAACAGGUUGAUAAUAAAGAGACGAAAUUGCAAGAUAUAGAUUUUCCAUAUAUAUGCAGAAUAUGCCAGAGUAGGAACAAUUUGCUCGCAUUUCAAGAACAAUCCUCUCUAAUGGGGACAUUUAAACUUAUUACAAAUAUCGAGGUCAGUGCCAAUCCUGAUAUGCCUCAAAAUAUAUGUAACAAAUGUAUAAGUAAACUUCAAUCCAUUGAAAAUUUUAUAGCAAACUGUAUAGAAACAGAAAAUAUGCUGCUGAGGCUGCUUCCAAAUAAGCAAAUUAGAAUUAAGACUGAAAUAGUAGAACCAGAUGAGGUGGAGCUAAUGGACACCUGUAUGUUAGAGCUGAUUAAAAAUGAAGUACAAGAAUGUGACAUUACGACUGAUGAAUGGAACAUUAAUUCUAAACAUAUGCAAGAGUUCUGUAAGAAUACAUCACAAACUGAAACAGAGUGUACAAAUGAAAAUGAUUCCAGUGUAAACAUUGAUGUUAGCUUAAAAGACCAGUAUUUAUCAGAAGCCUGUAAUAUUAAGACAGAAUCAAUUGCUGCAACAAAUGAUUCGGAAAAUAGAUCUUCUAACAUUGAUGAUGUUAAAAAUCACAAUAGUCAGGAAGAAGAUAAAACUAAGGUUACAGUUAAAAAAGGCAACCGAACUCGAAAAGGUUAUUGCAUUUACUGUGAAGCAGAGGUACACCAUUUCGUCAAACACCUGGAAAGGAUACACAUUAACGAACCUGAAAUUGAACUUUUAUUUUCUGAACCACCCGGCACCAUUAAAAGAAAACAGAUGAUUUUGUCUCUUCGGAAAAGAGGAAAUUGCAUAGCCAAUUCUGUUAAAAACGAACACAACGAAAGCGAUUUAAAAAUGGAAAACCACAACUCGUCGGAAACAAUAAAUAUCAAGGAGGAAAAUAAAACAAAGGUGAAAAGUAAAAAAAGUCAUACUCGUAAAGGAUUUUGCAUUUACUGUCAAACUGAAGUAAAUCAUUUUGUUAAACACCUAGAGAGGCUACACUUUAACGAACCUGAAAUUGAACUUUUAUUUUCGGAACCGCCAGGCACCACUAAAAGAAAACAGAUGAUUAUAUCUCUUCGGAAACGAGCAAACUGUGCAGCUGGUUUAGGUGGAGCGGGACACAUUGAUCGAAAUUUAUUAACGUAUGUAUUUCCCAGCAUGAAACUUGAUCAAAAAACGCUCAUAGCCCAAAAUGAUGAAUUAAUUUGUGCGUUUGGAUCAAAAUACUUAAAGAGUCUGGGUACUAAAAACCACAACGUAAUUUCUACAAGAAUGAGGCUACUAGCUGCGUUCCUUAUACAAGUUCAGCGAACGGAAAGUUCUAUUUCAGAUAUAUUAACUGUUUUGCAGCCUAAGUAUUGGGAAUUAAUUGCGAAGGUAAUAUGUAUACUUGCGAAAUAUGACUCUAUACUUGGUAGGUAUAAUUCACCGAGUGUAGUGGUCAACUGUACAAAAUAUAUAAAAGAUUGUUGUAAGUUAGCACUAGAACAAAGCAAGGCUCCAGUAGGAGUUGAUCUUAUGACAUACCAUAAAAACGUUCAGGAGCUUUGGAGCUAUUUCGAUGAUAAUCACAAAACUCAGCAAUGCUUACCGGAAGUAACAAAAGUACCGUUGAGUUCCGAAGAAAACCAAGAUUUUGAUGAAACUUGCAAUGAAAAUCAAACAGAUGUAAAUUUACUAUUUGCAAAAGGCAAGAGACGACGAAUUUCCUGGAGCUUCGAGCAAAAGAAAAUUGUUUUAGAUUUUUUUAAAGAUCACAUUCGACAAAAGCAGUCUCCAAAGAGGGGGGAAUGUGAAGUAUUGAAAGAGAAAUAUUCUCCACUUUUCGAAAAUAAAUCUUGGGAGAAAAUCAAAGCCUACGUGUUUAAUGAAUAUAGGGUGAACUAA
Molecule: messenger RNA, 1914 nt
Organism: Diabrotica balteata
Lineage: Eukaryota; Metazoa; Arthropoda; Insecta; Coleoptera; Chrysomelidae
Source: the annotation of a GenBank genome assembly